This is a messenger RNA of Chelonus insularis, 7071 nucleotides long. RefSeq names its product plasma membrane calcium-transporting ATPase 3 (gene PMCA). Gene Ontology annotation, molecular function: P-type calcium transporter activity; ATP hydrolysis activity; ATP binding. The transcript is spliced from 13 exons. Gene Ontology annotation, biological process: calcium ion transmembrane transport; regulation of cytosolic calcium ion concentration. Lineage: Eukaryota; Metazoa; Arthropoda; Insecta; Hymenoptera; Braconidae. The record is from RefSeq and is a predicted model, not a curated record. Bases 1272 to 5075 code for a protein of 1267 amino acids. Gene Ontology annotation, cellular component: plasma membrane; intracellular membrane-bounded organelle.
ACGCCAGUCCGUUAGAGGCCGUAGUGUUGUAUACAUCGUUAUCUAUGUUGAGACAUCAACGACCUCGCCUGUAAUAGAGCCAUCGUGUUGGACAAUUCUCGUUGGCUCUUAUUGGACUCUCAUUACACCUCCAGGCCGUGGUAUACAAACACACUAAUUGGACAUUUUUCCAAAGGGUUCAAUAAAUGAAGAAGAUCCAACAGAAAUCUGUGACCGAUCGAGAUAAUAUUAUAAGAGAGCAGGAACGAAGGUCGAGGCUAUGACGUACGAAAUGUGGAAAAGUUGAGAGAGGUGGAGAGAAGACGAAGGUUUACUUUAGAGUAGAGUUUCAGUAACUUCAGCUACUGAAAGUGGGUUAGUGCGAGUUGAAAAAGAGGGAAAAAAGGGUUAGUGUGUAGGAGAAGAAGGCAGCAAUGUUAAGUGGUAUUCUCUGAUACUAAAGUGUAUUGUAAGAAUGGGAUUUGAUGUGACAUUAGAGAACAUAAUAGUUUAGUGAAGCACUUGGAUUUCACCAUUAACUGGUUAUUUAGUUAGACACUCGAUCAGUUGGAGAGAUAUAAGUUGGUGUGUUGGUGGUGGCUGGUUUGUUGAGUCUCCGGUGGUGGUUGCCGGAGCUGUUAGGUAGCAAUAGUCGAAGAAGUCAUUGGUGCAGUAAUAGUUGUUGAUGAUAAUAGUGGAGGUGUAUCGAGAAAACGUGGAUAAAUGUGUCGAUCACGGUAUAAAACGUGAGGGCGUCCAAGGGACGGUGGCAGAAGGAGCGGCCGAGGUGUUGGAAGUGGCAACGGAAGAAGAGAAAACGCGAGGAAGGUGGAGGCGGAAGAGGAGUUAGCAUCGGUGUGUGAGUUUAUCGGGAGGAAGAAAAGCCAGCGUGUAAAUGUGCGUGUUAGUGCGUGUCUUGAUUCGAGCUAUACACAGCAAGGCGUGAUCAGCUGCACGCGGGGUCCGAGGGGAAUAAGAAGACGAGGGGCAAACGUGGAAACGCGCUACAGAAGAGCCGAUUUUAUUUUUAGUGCACAUCGAAACGUAGAGUGGCAGCGGCACACGGCCGCAGAUCUGCCGACGUAUGUCACAUUGGAAUUAUUAUAUUCUGCUUCAUUGCUCGUGACCACCGAGGUUAUCGCCAUAGCCCGGGACACGCCUCGCGAUAAGCGUCGCUUGUGGACUUCCGACUUCUCGGAGCUCAAGGGAGUUGAAAGAAAAUAGCCUGGAUCCUUGGCUUUAGAGAAGUAAGGUAGAGUUGGCAGAGGCCAACCAGGAAAGGACGAGAAGAGAUGGCGACGAUAGACGGGCGGCCAGCCCAAUAUGGCAUCACUCUUAAGCAACUCCGAGAGCUUAUGGAACACCGAGGGCGAGAGGGUGUCAACAAAAUUAACGCUCUCGGUGGUGUACAGGAAUUAUGCAAAAAGUUGUACACUUCGCCAAGCGAUGGUCUUAGUGGAUCAUCGGCAGAUUUACAACAUAGGCGAGACACGUUUGGUUCCAACCUAAUACCUCCAAAACCACCAAAAACUUUUCUCACGUUAGUGUGGGAAGCACUACAAGAUGUUACUUUGAUCAUUCUUGAAAUAGCUGCAUUGAUUUCAUUAGGUCUUAGCUUCUAUCACCCUGCAGAUGACGAAUCUGAAGAGGUGCAAGACGUAACGAUAGAUAAAGAUGAGGCUCAGUACAAUUGGAUUGAAGGCCUUGCCAUUUUGAUCUCUGUUGUUGUGGUUGUAUUGGUCACAGCUUUUAAUGAUUAUUCGAAAGAAAGACAAUUUCGAGGCCUUCAAAACAGGAUAGAAGGAGAACACAAGUUCUCGGUCAUCAGACAGGGUGAAGUAAAACAAAUAUCUGUAGCUGAUAUCGUUGUAGGCGAUAUAUGUCAGAUAAAAUAUGGAGAUUUACUGCCUGCUGACGGUGUUUUAAUACAAAGCAACGAUCUCAAGAUUGAUGAGUCAAGUUUGACAGGUGAAUCGGAUCACGUGAAGAAAGGAGAAGCAUUUGAUCCUAUGGUGCUAUCGGGAACACAUGUGAUGGAAGGUUCUGGCAAAAUGCUGGUGACUGCUGUCGGUGUAAAUUCUCAAGCUGGUAUUAUCUUUACUCUCCUUGGAGCUGCUGUAGAUCAACAAGAGCAGGAAAUUAAGAAAAUGAAAAAAGAAGCUAAAAAGCAGCGGAAGAAGAAGUCUCUCCCAGGAGACGAAGCUGGAGAAGUAACGGGUAAUAGUCAUCCGGGAAGCGGUGGAAGCGUAAAGCACGAUGGUGCGGAAAAUCAUGCAGCCGCGUCCUCAGCUCCCAGAGAACACGAAGGAAAAAAAGAAAAAAGUGUGCUCCAAGCCAAAUUGACAAAACUCGCAAUUCAAAUUGGAUACGCUGGAUCUACAAUUGCGGUGCUCACUGUCGUCAUUUUAAUUAUCCAAUUUUGUGUGCAGACGUUUGUUAUCAAGCAAUUACAAUGGAAAAGUAAAUAUGCUGAGAAUCUUGUACGACACUUGAUCAUUGGUGUGACAGUACUUGUAGUAGCUGUCCCGGAAGGUCUUCCACUAGCCGUGACGUUGUCUCUAGCUUAUUCGGUCAAGAAAAUGAUGAAGGACAACAACUUGGUACGUCAUUUGGAUGCCUGUGAAACUAUGGGUAACGCUACGGCUAUUUGUUCUGACAAGACUGGAACGCUGACAACCAACCGGAUGACAGUAGUUCAGUCGUAUAUCUGCGAAAAAUUGAGUAAAACGAUUCCACCGUUUACGGAUAUUCCGGGUCACGUUGGAAAUCUUCUUGUUCAGGCAAUCUCAAUUAAUUGUGCAUACACGUCCAAAAUUAUACCCUCGCAGGAUCCUACCGAUCUGCCAAUGCAGAUUGGCAACAAAACCGAAUGUGCCUUACUUGGAUUUGUAGUGAACUUGGGCCAAAAUUAUCAAACAAUUCGAGAAGAUCAGCCAGAGGAAACAUUCACGCGGGUAUACACUUUUAACAGUGUCAGGAAAAGUAUGUCUACUGCUAUUCCAAGAGCAGGCGGUGGCUAUAGGCUCUUCACCAAGGGUGCUUCCGAAAUCAUCAUGAAGAAAUGUGCCUUUAUUUAUGGACGCGAUGGACAUCUGGAGAAAUUCACGAGAGAAAUGCAAGAUCGUCUGGUGAAGAAUGUAAUUGAACCCAUGGCGUGCGAUGGAUUGCGUACAAUUUCAAUUGCAUACCGUGACUUUGUUCCUGGUAAAGCAGAAAUCAAUCAGGUUCAUAUUGAAAAUGAACCAAAUUGGGAGGACGAAGAAAAUAUUGUGAAUAAUCUCACAUGUCUUUGUAUCGUUGGUAUUGAAGAUCCUGUACGGCCUGAAGUACCAGAUGCUAUAAAAAAAUGUCAAAGAGCAGGAAUUACAGUAAGAAUGGUUACUGGAGAUAACAUCAAUACAGCCCGAUCAAUUGCUUUCAAGUGUGGUAUUUGCAAACCCAAUGAAGAUUUCCUUAUUUUAGAAGGUAAAGAAUUCAACAGGCGAAUUAGGGAUAGUAAUGGAGAAAUUCAACAACAUUUACUUGAUAAAGUCUGGCCAAAGUUAAGGGUAUUGGCUAGAUCGUCACCUACAGAUAAGUAUACUCUUGUAAAAGGGAUGAUCGACAGCAAAGCCUCAGUAGCUCGUGAGGUAGUAGCUGUAACUGGUGAUGGUACGAAUGAUGGACCAGCAUUGAAAAAGGCUGAUGUAGGAUUUGCUAUGGGUAUAGCUGGUACUGAUGUUGCAAAAGAAGCUUCCGAUAUUAUUCUUACUGACGAUAAUUUUUCUUCAAUCGUCAAAGCUGUUAUGUGGGGUAGAAAUGUUUACGACAGUAUAGCCAAAUUUUUACAGUUUCAGUUAACUGUAAAUAUCGUCGCAGUUAUUGUGGCAUUCAUUGGUGCUUGUGCUGUUCAAGACUCGCCAUUGAAGGCGGUACAAAUGUUGUGGGUUAAUUUAAUUAUGGACACAUUAGCUUCCCUUGCAUUGGCUACUGAAUCGCCUACACCUGAUCUUUUACUUCGUAAACCUUAUGGUCGUACGAAACCAUUGAUCUCCAGGACUAUGAUGAAAAACAUCCUGGGUCAAGCAAUUUACCAGUUGACUGUAAUAUUUAUGCUCCUUUUUUUCGGUCACGAAAUGCUCGGUAUUCCUACUGGCAAAGGAGCCGCAGAAAAAGGUGAGGGACCGACCCAACAUUUUACAGUUAUAUUUAACACAUUUGUCAUGAUGACCCUCUUCAACGAAUUCAACGCGAGGAAAAUUCACGGUCAGCGCAAUGUCUUCCAGGGAAUAUUCACCAACCCCAUUUUCUAUUCAAUUUGGAUUGGAACUUUUCUGUCUCAAAUUGUCAUCAUUCAGUACGGUAAGAUGGCAUUCAGCACAAAAGCUCUUGAUCUAGAUCAAUGGAUGUGGUGUUUGUUCUUCGGAGUUGGUACACUAGUGUGGGGCCAAGUAGUUACAACUGUUCCUACAAGGAAGAUACCUAAGAUCCUUUCAUGGGGUCGCGGCCAGCCAGAUGAAAUCGGUGCUAUCAAUCUAGGAGACGAGAAAUUCGACCCAGACUCGGAUAAAAAGCCGCGCGCAGGACAAAUUCUAUGGAUCCGUGGUCUAACACGGCUACAGACUCAGCUUCGAGUAAUCAGAGCAUUCAAGUCGACUUUGGAAGAUUUGGAGGAACGUCGGUCUGUUCAUAGUUUACACAGCUUACACAGUAUGCGCAGCUCACGCAGCCACACUGGGCCGCGGCCGCUAUCAGACUUCACAUACAUUGAUGACGACACGUCUAAUUUUUUUCUCAACACCAAGGCCAAACAUCAGCAGCAUCAUAACGACCAGGAUCACGACUCGAGUACCAAGAGUUCACGACUCCCAUCGAUCAACAGUCCAGCAUCACCACUUCUGCUGAAUGUACCCAGCUCUGGAUCCUCGUUCAACAGUCACCACCGUCACAACAAUCGUACCUCACCCAAUAACAUCCUAGAACAUCAGGCUUUGAGCCCAAAUCACGCAACGAGCAGAAGCGUUGAUAGUGGAGCCCCUAACUCCCCAUCCUCUGGUUCUAGUGAUCCAAUUAUACCACUAGAGCUACCAAAAGUGGUGCACGAAACUUGUAUCUAAUGUGGCCACGUUCUCCUGGCAUGUCUUCUCUUCAUCGUACUACUCGUGUCCGGCAUUACCUCUUCUAUACCUGCUUGCUACAUACAUAUCAUCCAGGUCUCGGACUCUAUACUCUUUGGGUAUUCGUUGCAUUUUCGUACAAAUAAAUAAUCAUUUAUAUGUCAUCUUAUACUGUGGUUAGGCCAAGUUUCCUCUUCGUCAAGCCUCUCAACGCGUCUCUCCUGUACUUAUGUAAUACUUUCUUCAUGAGAAAACUUAUAUCAAUUCUUCAUCGAAGUGCUUAUCAUUCCUCGACUUCUUAUCAUUUUUUAGCAAAUCCUCAUUUCCUCAGACUGAUAUUCUCAUGGUGAACGAACUGCACGUUGCCAAUUUCUUUUCAAUCAUUUGCUCUUUGAAAGUACUUAAUUCGUUAACAUUCAACGACAAUUAAUGACUUGUUUCAAUGACGAUUGUUAUAUUUAUCAAUCAUUUUAUUUCUUUCUCUCAUUUCAAUGUUAAAUGUCUGCUUUAUCUAUCUGGUCUAUAGUACAUAUGUACAUUGUCUUGUUCUGUUGAUCUUUGUCUGCAUGUCUAAAAGCCUGCCCGCUUGUCUAACCCUUUUACUCUGUCAAAUUGACAUACAAAUGUUUAACAACGUACCACUUGAAUGACAAAUUUAGGUGCGUCCAAUUUCAUUUUAACGCUAACUAAACUAAUACAACAAAAAAAUGGGUACUUGAUGAAAAAAAAAUUUAUCACUGCAUCAUUACAACUUUAAUCAAUGUUCAUUGUACAUUAUUUCGAAACCUUAAAAAUGCGUCUGAAGGGGCAAAUAAAACCACCAAUGCGUUUAUAUCAGUUACACUCUUAUCACGACACUGAGUCACACUAUACUGCUAUUAUGAAGCAUGCACCUAGAUAAUUCGUCAUUGAUCUAAAUACAUUCAUGUUAAUUCGUGCCUAUGCUUGGACAUUUAGUCCAAUUAAUAAUAUCACAUGAGGGGCUUUUUGAGAUUUUUUUUCUUUUACAUUUAUUUUAAUAAUUUUUUAAUGACUUGGAAAAUGUAUAGUUCAUCAAUUUAUCAUCAAAUCAAAAGAUAAUAAUUUUUAAUCAAUUUUUAAUUGUGGAUUUUAUUGAAAAGUAUUAAACAAUGUUUCAUUGUAUAGAAUUUUAGAAGAAUAUACUCUUUUUAUUGUUGAUGAAAUUGGAAGAUUAUUUGCAGGAGAUUAAUUUAUACCACAUGUAAUAUUCAGAAAAUUAAUGGACAAGAAAAAUAAGCUUCAGAACAUGAUCGUACGAUUAAUAGUUUAUGAGAUAUUUUUUUUUUUUACUCUGAGAUAGUUGUUUACGUGCUUUGCGUGCAGUACUUUGCACAUUCAACUUAAAAAACGAAUAUCUCAUAAACCAUUAAUCCUAGAUACUUCAUUUGGAGCUUACUCUCAUCAACUUACAUUUUUCUGAAAAUUACACAUCAUAUGUUUUUAUUUCUGCAUAAUUAUUUCUUCGCAGAAAAUUCCGUUAAACGAUCCAUCAAUUUGUUUAUCUUCUCCUUAUUCUAGCAGCUUAAAAUAAUUAAUUUAUCAACAAAAAGUAUAAAAAUAAUUAUCUUUCAUAAAUAUAAUCAAAAGACAAAUAUUGUUGUACAGAUUUCCAAGCAUUAAAAAUUAUUUUUACAGUUUCUAUUGACUGGAUUACUGAUCAAAUUACACAGAGGAUAUGAAAUCACCUCAUCACACUGUAUAUACGUCUAUAAAGUCUCCAAAAGACUAAUAGUCACUGUUAUCUUUGUCUUAAUCGUGCGUUAUAACAAAAUGUACUUAUCAUAUAUUUUCUUCACAACCUUAUGAUCCGCAGCAAAGUGACAAAAUGCCUAUUUAACAAAAUACUCACAAAUAUUUAUUAUUUAUAUGUAUGGUUUAUGUUUUGUAAUUUUGUUUAAAUUUUUCAUAGGGGUUUGAAACCUCCAAGAUAACUGCUCGUUACGCGCUACGCGAUUGUAAGGGCUCAAAAAAAAAA